UUCCACCAUUUGAAAAAACAGCAGGCAGAUUCAAGAACUUUUUGUCAGAAAAUAAAUCAAUUCAUUUGAGGAUUUUUUUUACUUUGCAUAUGAUGGAUGUGAUCCUCAAACGUCGGUGCAUUGUUUAGGUGUGGAGGAAAACUCCAAUUCUUAGUGGAUUACCCAAAAACGAAAGAAAUAAACAGCAAGUCCCCGAGUUCGCCCUUACACAUUACUGCAAAGGAAUCCCGUUUUCUCCUUUUUCACCACUCAUCGCCCUCUUACAGAUUGUUCAACGAGAGACUCGACAGUUGGGGGCUGAGACCACCCUUUGUCAACCAUUAUGUUUGAUCGAGGAACGGCGAAGCGAAAACAUUGAAGGAAGUGAAAUUGGAAAAAAAAGCUGAUGAUUUUCGGAUUUUCCCUGAGCAUCCAACAGUAAUGGGAAUUCCCUUUUGGAUUACCGAACAGUGCAAAACUCAACAGUCGACGAGUGGUGCAGACGAAAUAUCUGUAAUGGUGGAAAAUCCUUUUCGAACGUAGAUGGAAGAAAGACUAUACGCCAUAACUUGAGUGAACGUCGGAAUGUGGAGUUAACAGUAGUUGAAAGUGUUUCACACGGCUAGAUUAGUUUUUCUUCCCGAAAAGGACGCAUAUGUUUGUGAUACAUGAAGGUGGAGAAGAUUUAGUGAAAAGCGGAGCCGAUAGUGACAGAAUUCCGCAUGAGUUUAUAAUUAACACAAUAUUUUCUACUGUUGAUCGAUUUUUCUAAUCUUCAUCGAUAUUGUUAUUGUUAAUGCUACAAUCGGUGGCUUUUUUUGUGAUGCUUGAAAAGGAUGUAAGUAAGAAGAAAACAUCAGCGUAAAGCGCAAGGAUAUGUGGGCGUUGAUGGAAAGAGGACAAGUUUCAUUUCCCUAGACAAUAAGGAUAUGUCUUCUAUGGAGGACUGCUCAGACUAUAGCAAUCCUCACAACCUCCCUCAACAACAACACCAUCGACAUGGACAACAACAUUUACACCACCAGCAGCAACAGCAGCAGCAACAACAACAACAACAGCAUCAGACCAAGCUAUCAGCUGCGUUGCCAUCGAACACACUGUCGCAUCAUCAGAGCCAAGGGCAGGUUCUCACUCAAACGACAGGGUCUGGCGGAGGAAACGCCACGCUCACCCGCGGCAGCCGACGUUCAUCUUUUGGACCCAGUCACUACCAACAACAACUGAUACCGCAAGCUGUAAAUUUUCACGAUGGUCUCAACCUGGCAGAUAACAUCUCAGUGGGCAGCGGGAGUGUCAUUAGCAAUUACUCAGGUCAACGCUAUAUGCCAGAACUUCAGUACGGCACGCUUAGUAACCGAAUCAUGCAUAGCGAGCGAUAUAUCAUCGAUGACAGCAGCUGUCUGCAGCCACCCUCGCCAGCACCCAGCAAUGAUCACUAUGUCAUGGGAAUGCCAUCGCCAUCCCCAUCGGCACAUCAUUACACAGAUCGGCACUAUACAUUUCAGCAGAGAACAAUGAGUCCGUCAACCAACAACAGAUACCGCCACAGUCUUGGCGAGAGCUACCGUGAUAUGUCACCACAAUGUGAUCGUUACAUUCCUCCCCCAGCGCACUUCCUCGACAACACGAACCCACUGUCUGCAACCGACAGCUAUGGGUACCUCAACUCCAACGUUCACACUCCAGUCAAGCGAUAUGUGCCGACUCCACCACCCCAGGAACCAACGUACCAGCCACAAACCCAACUCAUGGCAGCGAUCUUGACCCAAACAUCGUCACAGCAAAGAAAUAGCCAUCUUACCAGCACACGACCGUAUCGCUUCCGCGUGAAAUCUUGUCCGAAUGAGCAAACAAUUUCACCACCCAAGGGAUUCGAUACAUCCGAUCAUUAUGCCACACCACCACGUGUUCAACCCAUGAAAUGUCAGUCUUCCCUGACCACCAGUUGCUCGGUACCUAGCUCUGCACUCUCAGCCCAAACUAUAAAUACAGGCCGUCAGUCCCGCCAAAGCACAGAAUAUUUGGUGGCGCGUGCUCCCAGUGCCGAGUUCCUUGACCAGUCGUCUUGUCGGGUUGCCACUCCAGUCAGUGUCAUGAGUGAACCAAACGGAAGUGCAUCCUGUCUCCACUGCAGCACACUACGAAGAACAACGGGUGUUCAUCAAACCACUCAGACAAGUGGCCUCAUCAGCCCACAGCCGUUAUCAAUUUCAUCGACUACCGAAUCCACUGGUCAGCAAUCGCCCAUGAGUCCAGCCUCGUUAUCCUCGUCAAUGACCGCAGCACAAUCACCCAGUAGUCUACAUCAAACUUCGCACAAUCAUCAUCAAUCACAAGUCGCAGCGCAGUUGCCCCACCAUCAUCUACCAUCGUCUCAAAUUUCAACUAAUAUUUUAUCAGCAGCACAAUCACACCCACAAAUAGCACCAGAUAAAUAUAACAAGCUGGAACCUCGUGACAUCUCAACCAUACCGAGAAAUAUAGCUAAACAACAACAACAACCAUCCCAACAACCAUCGGCCAAUUCUUCAGAACAUAGUAUCAUAACCAACAGUAACAGUCGUUCGAUAUUGAUACAAUAUCAACAGCAGAGUAUCCUCCAGCAGCCACCAGCACAACAGCAAAUUCAACCACCGCCAACAGUACAAUCUGUACCAGCGCAGCAAAUAAUCCCACAGCAACCACCUCAAGUACAGCAGCAAGCCCCACAACCACAACAGCCGCAACCAAUGCCUGUCCAUGUUGCACCCGUACCGCUGCCAGGACCAUCAAUGCAACCUCAUUCGCCAAUGGUCAGCGAUUCGCCGGCAUCCUCAUUACAGCGUAAUGCGCAACAAGUUUUUCGUUCCAAUGUUUCAACCCUGUCCCGCAAGCAACGUGUAAAGGAGUAUUUGAAGCACGAAACAGCCAAAUUUUUCGGCGUGGACAGCUUGAACGAAGAAUACGAGAAGCACAAAUGGGAGGAUCGACAAAAACGAUUUGCUAUCCGUCGUUUCGGACAUUUAAAGGAUGAAUACGAUUUUGCAUAUCGUAACAGCAAUACUAAUAAUAACACGACGGAAGAGAAUAUUCCACCUGUCGACAGACCAGAUAUACUGCCUGCUCAGAGUCAAGACGAGCGGGACACCGAGCAAACUCGUCGGCAACGAGCAAAUCCAUACUAUACAUACGACAACGGUUCCGAUAAUUUUGUUAUCAAAGCUGAAAGAAAACCCUCUGUACCAACGGUUCUCUGGAAUGGUGUAUCAUUCCUGAUUCGAAGUAUCACCAAAAAACGUUUACGGAAGCAGAAACAGUGGUCUCGCAGCUUCGCUCCGGGUCAUGUCGAGCUUACCAGUGAAGAUAGCGAUUUGUGCGAUGGUUUGCAGCCUAUCCAGGAGGAAGAAACAUUCUUCGACACACCGGUCCAAACGUCCGGUCCACCAGUCAAUCAAGGUCAGGUCGUGGACAACUCGCGUCAGUUGUUCGUUUCGGAUGGUGAUCGAGGAAUGGGUGGUCCAGCUGGCAGUGGCAUCAUUAACGGGUGGCGUACACGAUCCUCGGAACUGCAACUGCAAAUUCGUGAGGGUGCAAAUGGUACACUUGGACAACGAAUUUCUUCCCACAUACUGGACGGCGUUUUGGACAACUCGAUGAGACCCAUCGGAAACAAAAUAAAACUGCUUAGGCCCAAUUUGUUGGACGAUCGGUACGAUUACAGACCAUUCUUCACCUACUGGGUGAACACGGUUCAGGUUCUGGUGCUUGUAAUUUCACUCAUCUGCUAUGGUUUCGGCCCGAUCGGCAUAGGAAUGGAAUACAAAACAGCCCAGGUGCUGGUAACUAGUUUGAGCUUACAACAGGUCCAUCACCAAGAAACCCGGAAUGUAUGGAUUGGAUUGAGAAAUACGGAUAUUGUACACUUGGGUGCAAAAUAUGGAGCUUGCAUGCGUCGCGAUUCUAGGAUAACUGAGGUGAUUUCCAAAACACGGAAGCAGGAACGGGAGACGGCUUGUUGUAUUCGAAACGACGACUCUGGCUGUGUACAGAGCUCCCAAGCGGACUGUUCAAUGCGUGGACUUUGGCCAACAAAAACCAUCGCAACCUGGAAGAAGUGGUCCCCGGGCGAAUCCGGCCCCGGUGGACGAAUUUCGGGCAGUGUAUGUGGUCUCGAUCCGAAGUACUGUGAUGCUCCAGCCUCGGUAGCACCACACGAGUGGCCCGAUGAUAUCACCAAGUGGCCGAUUUGUCGUAAGAACAAUCAAUUCUCUCAACGAUUUCGUUUCAAGGACCACACCGCGGAACACAUGGUGUGCGAGGUGAUUGGUCACCCAUGCUGUAUAGGGGUCUACGGAGAAUGUCGUAUUACUACGAGGGAGUACUGUGAUUUCGUAAACGGGUAUUUCCACGAGGAAGCAUCUCUCUGCUCGCAGGUGUCCUGUCUGAACGAUGUGUGCGGAAUGUUUCCAUUCAUGGCCAGCAAUUACCCGGAUCAAUUUUAUCGCCUCUUCACGUCGCUUUGUCUACACGCAGGUAUCAUACAUCUAGCAAUCACCGUUGCCUUUCAGCAUUUGCUGAUGUCGGACCUGGAACGACUGAUCGGUCCAUUGCGCAUGGCGAUCCUGUACAUUGGGUCUGGAAUCGCUGGCAACCUGACGAGCGCAAUUUUUGUACCAUACAAAGCUGAAGUCGGUCCACUACCAUCACUGGCUGGCGUUUUAUCGUCGCUAAUGAUCCAGUUAAUGCUGUGUCACUGGAAGAGCUUGAAGAAACCGCACGUAGCUAUGAUCAAAUUACUAGUUAUCGGGUGUACAUUAUUCGGAUUAGGAACAUUGCCCUGGCAGCAAAAUUUUACCGGACUGAUAGCCGGUUUGCUUUUCGGGAUCGGACUGACGUUGUCUUUCGUGCCGUUUGUUAACGUAACGAAGCAUACUAGGAAGAGUAAAAUUAAUCUAAUAUGGACAUGUAUUGUGCUACAGUUUGUCAUCUAUGCCAUCAUGUUUGUUACUUUCUACAUUUUCCCUUUGUUGUUUUCUUCGUUGAACUUCAUCGAUGGAAAUCAGCUGACGGAUCACAAUCCCACGUAUAGCUACCACGACCAUUACAAUCUGUACGAGGGAUAUCAGAAUUACAAUCCUGCAGGUGGAAACGGUCACAUCCAGAACCAUGGUGGGAACAGCGGCAUCGUCAACGGAGGGAAUCACAUUGUCACGACGUACAAUGGUAACAGUUACAAGACGCCUACCGGUCAUGGCGGAGGAAUCUUGCACAAUCAUCAUGAAUACGGCGGUGGAGGCGGUGGGGGCGGCAUCAGUAUGUCCGGUGGUAUUAAUAAGCUUAGUAAUAAUAACAAUAAUAGAAAUAAUAAUCUAAUGAAAGGCAUCAGCAUGUGUGAGAAAGGGCAAUGUGUUCAACGUCAGCCCCGUAGUACUGACACGAAUGCAUGACGUCGAUGUUUUCUGCUGUUUACGUCGUUGGAGUUACUUUACGUCUUGUUUGUACUACUGAGCCUGUACGAUGUGGAUGAUUUUCAGGCCAUUUAUCAGUUCAUCAUGUGAUAAAACCAACAAUAUAGUGACAAAAUAAUGUAAAAUAAUUUUUAUAUAUCUUUCUCCAUCGAAAAUGUGAUCUAAAAUCGUAUCUUAGUUGAAUUAUUUAGUUUUUACAGAACGUUUGAAACAAAUGCAUAUAUAUUCGUAUCUUUGGACGGACCGAUCGAAUUAAAAUAACUAAACCAUAUAUAAUAUUAACGCUAGCAACCAGUUAUGUUUACGUUUCCUUAACUUUAAGUCACAUUUUACCCUAACUUUACCCAUGUUUAUUCUAUACAAGAAGUCAAUACAAACAUACAAGCAAGCAAGCAAAUCGCGAAAAAUGACAACGUAAGACAAGUGUGUGAGUAUAAGUAACCAAUUCUUAGAAUUGUCCUCAGUUAGUUCGAAUAGCCAUCCUUCUAAAAUGUUAAUGAAAUAUUGUAUGAAUUUCAAAAACAACAGAUCAAAAACAAGCAAAGAAAAUGAAGAUAAAUAAAUUUGUAAAACACAACCAACAUAACACAGAAGCGAGUCAAGGAAAAAUGUAAGCAAAUUCUAAUAAAAUCUCUAUUUCAAUUUA
Toxorhynchites rutilus septentrionalis is the source of this 6072-nucleotide messenger RNA. Its product is annotated as inactive rhomboid protein 1-like. NCBI's taxonomy places the organism in Eukaryota, Metazoa, Arthropoda, Insecta, Diptera, Culicidae. Gene Ontology annotation, biological process: regulation of protein secretion; regulation of epidermal growth factor receptor signaling pathway. Bases 909 to 5405 code for a protein of 1498 amino acids. Gene Ontology annotation, molecular function: serine-type endopeptidase activity. The record is from RefSeq and is a predicted model, not a curated record. The transcript has 7 exons. Gene Ontology annotation, cellular component: endoplasmic reticulum membrane.